Ananas comosus (pineapple) is the source of this 2785-nucleotide messenger RNA. Its product is annotated as pentatricopeptide repeat-containing protein At1g77360, mitochondrial. Bases 785 to 2242 code for a protein of 485 amino acids. The transcript is spliced from 2 exons. The record is from RefSeq and is a predicted model, not a curated record. Gene Ontology annotation, molecular function: protein binding. Lineage: Eukaryota; Viridiplantae; Streptophyta; Magnoliopsida; Poales; Bromeliaceae.
GUUAGAUAGCAUGUUACCCGCUAUGUUUAUUUCAUUUAGAAAUAAAUAUAGCUAGAAAUAUUUAUCAACUAGAAUUCGAAUGUCCAAAUUCUUAGACGAGUGAAUAUAAGUGUUACAUCAAAAAAAAUUUGGAUGCAGAGUGCAGUAUGAGCAAAUCUGCGUGUAUAUCAAAUCAGGGAUUAAAUCUUCGAUUCCUUUUUUUUAAAAAAAGUUAUUGAAAAUUUAAUUUUUUCACGCUAGUGUUACUACAGUACUAUAUUUGUAAUAUUAAAAAUUUUAAAAAUUAUCGAAAUUUUUGGAUUGGAUAAGAUCAUCCAAAGAGUUGGUUUCACAAAUAGCAUUUCUCCACUCCAAUUGGCUAGGCUUCGAUUUGGGCUGUGGGGCAUUUAUUCGCGGCCUACACAAACGCAAAGAUGUUGAUUAUGCAGACACACAAUGUUUCCUCUCUAUCUCUUCCCUCCGGAGUUGUUUCUCUCCUGAUUUCUUUCUUCUGCAGUUUCCUUUGUGGUUUAUACGAGCGCUGAUGGAUUUCUCAGCUCUUUUAUCAGCUUAUGAAACUCAAAUGGACAGGUCAAGCACAUGCGAGGCUAUCUCAAAACUCGAAACUUGCACUCCAUAAAUUCAGUAUCAAUCGUAUCGUAGAUUAAGAGAUCUUAACUCGUGCAAAAAUUUGGGUUUUCGUAUCGUACCAUGAGAAUGACUUGUUGACCUCGGAUAAUCUAUUUACCUGUAUCCUACUAAGAUUUCCCAUUCCACCAACAAAGUAUUAGAUAUCAGCAGCAGCAUGAGCAGGUCUCCGCAGUCAUUUCGCAAACUCUCUGUUCUCGCCCGCAAGGUGUUUGUGAGAAUGCUUAGCUCAAAAUCCAAUGACCCUGAGGGUUUUACUGACCCCACAAAGAGGCUAUGCAAGAUCAUGCUGUCAUACCCGAAAUCGGGGCUCGAGCAUGCUCUCGACGAGAGCGGUAUCCGGGUCUUCCCCGACACGGCGGAGCGAGUCCUCGAGCGCUUCGAGAACGCCGGUAUGCUCGCCUACCGCUUCUUCGAGUGGACCCGAAAGCAGCACCCGCACCGCGGAUGCUCCCACACCGUCAAAUCCUACCACACCGUCAUCGCGGCGCUCGCGAAGAUCAGACAGUACCGGAUCAUGUGGGACGUCGUCGCCGCCAUGCGCCGCGACGGCCUCCUCAACGUCGAGACCUUCUGCAUCGUAAUGCGCAAGUAUGCUCGUGCGCAGAAGGUCGAUGAAGCAAUCUACACAUUCAAUGUCAUGGAUAAGUAUGGAGUUUCGCCAAACUUGGCCGCAUUUAAUAGCCUGCUCGGCGCAUUCUGCAAGUCGAAGAACGUGCGGAAGGCGCAGGAGGUGUUUGGCGAAAUGUUCGAAAGGUUCGAACCCGACGCAAAGACUUACAGCAUAUUGCUCGAGGGGUGGGGGCGGGCUCCGAAUUUGCCCAAGAUGCGGGAAGUUUACCGGGAAAUGAUCGACAGAGGGUGCGAGCCGGAUAUCGUCACAUACGGGAUCAUGGUCGAUGCCCUUUGUAAAGCCGGUCGGGUGGAAGAGGCGGUUGAUCUCGUUCAUGACAUGGGGUUCAGAGGUUGCCCGCCUACCUCUUUUAUCUAUAGCGUCUUGGUUCAUACUUACGGCGUCGAGAAGAGGAUAGAGGAUGCAGUUGCCACAUUCUUGGAGAUGGAGAGGAAUGGGAUUAAGCCGGAUGUCGCUGUGUAUAAUGCGCUGAUCACCGCUUUUUGUAAAGUAAACAGGUUUCAGAAUGCCUUUAGGGUCAUAGAGGAUAUGGAGAGUAAAGGAAUUAGUCCCAAUUCAAGAACCUGCAACAUCAUUCUGAACAGCUUGAUAAGCAUUGAGGAAUACGACGAGGCAUAUAAGGUUUUCCGACGAAUGAUCAAGCGCUGCGAACCGGACUCUGAUACGUAUACAAUGAUGAUAAAAAUGUUCUGCGAAAGUGAUAGAUUAGAGAUGGCUUUGAAAGUGUGGAAGUACAUGGGAAAGAAACAGUUUGUCCCGACCAUGCAUACGUUCUCUGUUCUGAUCAACGGGCUCUGCGAGAAGGGCGAAGUGAGCCGAGCUUGUGUUUUGCUAGAAGAUAUGGUCGAAAAGGGAAUUAGGCCUCCUGGUUCGACGUUCGGGAAGCUGAGGCAGUUGCUUCUGAAAGAAGGGAGAGAAGAUGUGCUCGAGUUUCUUGUCGAGAAAAUGAAGAAUCUGAUAGAAGAACCCUUAUGGGAUUGAUCCUGGAUUGGUGGAUGGUCAUACUAAGUUAUACUGCAAAGUUUUAUAGCUUAUGAAGCAGAACUCGAAAUGCGAAGAUGAAUGCAUUGCUCCAGAAGAUCUUCAGCUGAUACUUUCUGAAUCCUGAACUAUCUUUAUGGUCUUCUCACUAAUCCAUCCAUAUGUGCUGAUUCUUUCUGCAUCCUAAACUAUCUUUAUGGUCUUGUAGCUAAUCCAUACCUACAUGCGACGUGAUCGGAGCAACAACUGUAUCCUUGUAUGAAGUACAAAAUAUUGAAUUGAACCCAAAAUCCAUGCUUCUGCGGUUCACGGUCCGACGCGGUGCACCGGGUGCACAGCAAAAGCUUUUCCCCAUCGCAUGCUCUCGAGAUAAAAGACGACGGCGAAAAGCCGAAGCCCCCACGUCCCAUUCAUUCCCACCUUCGCUUUGCGCUUUCCAGUUUCCACCCACCUCACACCAAAAAAGGAAAGCAAAGCAAAGCUAAGCUAUUCCCAACGCCUCUCUCUAUUUCUCCUCUCCUUCACCCACCCGUUUCCUCUUUU